AUGUUCUUCUCCAAGAGCCUCAUUGCUAUUUCCGCGCUCUGCUUAAGCCUUUCUCUUCAAGCUCACGCCCAUGCUGCUAUUGCUCCGGCUCUUGACGUCGAGGGUACUCCCGUCCGCAGCGACGUCCAACGCCCCACCAAGGCGAGGCCCUGUGGUAAAGUUGAUCUCAGCGGAAUCGACACCUCCACCGCCAUUACCCCUGCUGCUAAUGGCAGUUUCGUUGCGACCAUUACCAACUUCAAUCCUGGUCUCGAUGGCUCACGUCAAGUGACUGCUGCCGUGAGCGCCGACGGCACGGGCCAGGACUUCGUCGACGCCGAGGUCCUCCAGAACGGAGAGAAGAGACCCACCAGCACGGGCUCGCAGCAACUCGUCGUCCAGAUGCCCGCGGGGAUGACCUGCACGGGCGGCGCGUCGCAGAGCAAGUGCCUCGUAUCCUUCGUCACCGCGGGCCGCUUCGGCAACUGCGUCGUCGUCGACCAAGGUGCUAGCGCGUCGACCAACGCUACGACUGGCACGGACGCCGGGAUCGCGACGGAUGCCGCCGCCACCUCGGUGGCUGAUGCCUCGACGACUGACGCCGCCGCGACGUCGACGUCCAUGGCUACUACUAGUGCCGCCGACGAGGCAGACCAAGCUCAGGCACAGACCAAGGCUGACAAGCUUAAGCAGCUCAUUGAGUCUCAGCUCAAGAACAAGGCCGUCGGCACUCGUGCUGCUCGCAUCGCCCGCCGCGUUUCUGGGCUCCCCGUCGUAGAGGUUCUCGUGUGA
Molecule: messenger RNA, 771 nt
Organism: Dichomitus squalens LYAD-421 SS1
Lineage: Eukaryota; Fungi; Basidiomycota; Agaricomycetes; Polyporales; Polyporaceae
Exons: 4
Coding region: 1-771 (256 amino acids)
Source: RefSeq, a predicted model, not a curated record